Messenger RNA from Bemisia tabaci, 3009 nucleotides. The record is from RefSeq and is a predicted model, not a curated record. NCBI's taxonomy places the organism in Eukaryota, Metazoa, Arthropoda, Insecta, Hemiptera, Aleyrodidae.
GUUUCAUCACCCGAGCGCCACCGGUUUGUGUUUGCUUCGCUGAACCAGUUUUAAUGCCACUCAUAUGAGGUUCGCGCCCGAAUCCUGAACCCGCCCGAAACGCUCCUGAACUUGAAUACCAGUCCAUUUAACUCGUCUUCAUUUGAAGGAAAUGCACAACUUGACGGUGGCAACAGCUCUGGGACUGGUGAGCCUGCUCUGGUUACUGGCACUGGUUGCCGGCGAAACCGCGCGUCAGCUGAGCAGUUCUACCAGCCCACUAAAUCAAAACCAGGUGCAGGCGGCGUCGGACCCCGACUCGGAGGGGUUUGAGGAGCGGGAGGAGGAGAAGCGGGGGUGGCGGGACCUGCAGGGGGGCGGUUGGGGGAAGCGAGCGUGGGAGAACCUGAAGAGCGGCGGUUGGGGUAAGCGCUCAGGCUCCGGGGGUUGCUCGGAUUCGGAGCAGCAGUCCCAGUGGAAGCGGGGCUGGUCCGACCUCCAGCAGGCUGGCUGGGGCAAACGGGGCUGGUCCGAUCUCCAGGGCAGCGGAUGGGGCAAGCGUGGAUGGAGCAACCUCCACCCCGGAUGGGGCAAGCGUGGCUGGCAGAAUCUCCACUCCUCCGGCUGGGGCAAACGGGCCUGGCAGAAUCUCCAGGGCUCGUGGGGUAAACGAGAUUCGCCGCUGGACUCACAGGCACAAGACGACGAGCGGUUAGACGAAGACAAACGAUCUUGGAACAGCCUCCACUCGACGUGGGGCAAGAGGAGCACUUCCGAUUGGCGGAGCUUCGGAGGGUCCUGGGGUAAAAGAGAUCCAGCCUGGCACAAUUUGAAAGGAGUGUGGGGUAAAAGAUCUUUAGCUGACGACGCACUAAUCAAAUUUACGCCCAACAUAGGUUACGACGAUGUCGCCAAUGAAUACAGCCUGGAAGAUUAAGCACGUCCUGGAAGAGAAAAAACAAAUAAAUAAUUUAUUACUCUGAAAAAUUAGUUCUCUCAAACGAUUUCAUCAAUUUGAUAGGGCAUAUUUUAAGUUUCUUUUCAAAAUUCACCCCGUUCCUCUCGCAAAAACUCUUAAAAAUGUUAAAAAUCCUCACUAACGGGCAAAGAAGCUCCAGCAAUUAUAAGGGUGGCAGCUGGGGUAAAAUGCACAUUACCCAUGUUAGAAGAAUAUGGUUCCUUGACUAAUAUUUCUUCAUAUUUGAAUAUCAUUACAGAUUGUCGGUUGUUCCCAUGAUAAUUUUACAUCUAUCUUAUGUGAGUGCUCCCUCUGAUGUUCAAAGAAUUACAUUCCUGAGGCAACGUUGACUUUCUUCGGAGAGAGGUAGUGAGUCUUGUCAUUUUAAAUCCUUUGAUGAAUCAUGAUUGUUAAAUGUGAGAUAAAAUUAUUUUAUGGCCUAAAAUCUUCACCAAGAGUUGUCAUUGUGGACAGGAGAUCUUAAAAACAUCCAAUAUCAUUGGGGGUCUUUUUAACACCAAAAUUAUUUUAUUAUCGAUACUUUUUCGACCCUUUCCUUUUGAACCACGUACAAUACUACAGCCACUAAACGUUAAAUGUGAUGGAGUCAUGAAUCGGGCUCUUAAGGUGAAAUGGAAAUAAAAUGAAAUAUAACAACUCUCAAGCUUAAACGGGUCAAUUCUGCAUUAUUGUAGGGUCAUAGUAGACUGCAGGUUCUACUCAAUUUACUAUUCAUAGUUGCAAUUUUACAGUCUUGGUAUCAAAAAGUCAGGUCCCGGUUACAACAAUGCUUCGGUCCUGAUUACAAUAGCAUGGUUCCCGCGACUGAACUAGUUGUUACCACAACAAAAGUGAGUAGGACGUUCGCUUUCUAGAUAAGUCUAGCUCCAUGAAAUAGGCGGACUUUUCUGCACUUCCAAAAAGGACGUCACAUUACUUUUACCAGUGAUGAUCGUCGUCACUAUUGUGAUACGUCUUAUUGAUGUCACUGUGAUGUCGCACUGCUUUAUGAACCACAUAGUAAAUGUCAUUAUGACCCACGAUUAUUAUUGCCAAAACUAAUUCCUACAUUGCACAUGUAAGUUGUUGUUCUGUCUGCUCCAACCUUACAAUCGGACGUAUCACUGCCAAACGGAACUAUGUGCAUUAUGACAUGAGCCUUGAGACCCAUAAGAACAAAUCUGUAACAGGGCUCAAGUUAUAAUGCACAUAGUUCUCUUUGGCAGAGAUACGUCCAAUUAGAAUCAUGCAGGGAGGAUAGACACAGUUGGCUCUUGAUUCAGAGUGAAUUUCAACCCACAGUCUAUUAAAAUAUCGAUUAGAAAGAUCAAACAAAAAAAUGAAGUGAUAAUAGUAUUGUCAAUAGUAAUUAAUAAAUUCACCUGAUACACAAUUUUAAGUGAAAACUAGCCACUGUCAUAGAAAUAUUCGUGUACUGUGCGUCCAUAUUCUGCAUUUACCGCCGAGAAUACAAUUAAAUUGAAUUUGUAAUAUUCGACAUCAACUCGUUUUCAUUCAGAAAAUUGAUAUCUAUGAACCGAGAGACAUGAAAUAUUCCAUAGCUUUGAGCACUAUUUUAAUCAUAAUGGAGCGAAAACAAGGAAUCGAAACCAGUUUUUAUCCAGUUUAACCCUUGAUUUUAUUUUGCGAUAUUACCUCUCUAUUUUCUUUUUGUUAGCCCUUUCGAUUUGAAUUAUUUGUUCAUUUACUUUUUGAACAAGUGACUAUAUUUCAUUAAUUCGUGCUUUUGAAAAAUAAUACGAAUGAGAGAUCUCGUUUGACGAGCAUGGUUUGUCAAAGGUUUUUUCAAGAUUCUACCGACAUUUUGUGACAGUCAAUUACAUUUUAUAAAGGCGUGAAAAAUCAAGAGAUAUCCCACUCCUCAAAAUAAACGGAUGGAUAAUUUAUUUUCGGCAAUUUAUAUGUGUUUCCGUAUCUGAGAAACAUAUUAUUAUUAUUCCUUAAGUAUAACUUUGAUUGUUCGUUGACCCAGCAUUACGAUGUAAUAAAAUCUUAUAUGUUUGUUAAAAAUUCUUCAUUUUUAAAAUAAAUAUUACAUGAAAGUUUGGCUA